CUUUUUUAUCUUUCUUCAAUGCAGAAAUAGCCACGUAAUGAUCGCCCAUCCUUUUCGAUCCCUGAUUUGGCCACUGUCCAUUCCAACCUCUUCCGUAACGGGGAUUGAAAACAGUGUCAUUUGAUUGGAUAAAGCAAAAACACCAGCUGCCACAGGUGUGGCAACAGCUUUCCCUUCCCAGUCAGCUGUUCGCCGUGACACUUUCUUCAUUAUCCACAACCCAUUGGCAUUCCCAUGGCAGCCAACUACUGGGCCUCUUCACAAAAAAAGUAUUGGUUGCUCGAUCGAUGGACACUAUCUCGAAGUCGAGAAGAGGAUUUGAAAUACCUGUCAGACAAUGACUAUAUAAAACUGAAAAUCUGGUUUUGUCACUUGAUUCAGAAACUGGCCAAGCGACUGCAGUUACGACAGCAGGUCGUCGCCACCGCCUUUGUUUAUUUCAAACGAUUUUAUACCAAAAAUAGCUUACGUUCAACCGAUCCGACCUUGGUCCUUGUCACCUGUGUUUAUCUUGCCACCAAAAUCGAAGAGUGUCCUAUCCACAUCAAAAUUGUCACCCAGGAAGCCAAACAUAUUUUUCAAGUGGACUUUGGAGGUUUUACCUACGACAGCUCCAAAGUCGCCGAGUUUGAGUUUUAUCUAUUGGAGGAACUGGAAUUCUAUCUGAUCGUGUGGCACCCUUAUCGAUCAUUAACGCAAAUAUGCAACGAGUUGGGUAUGCGUGAAUCUGGAAUCCAGUAUGCAUGGUUUAUCUUGAACGACUCGUACCGGACGGAUGUGUGCCUUUUAUACCCACCUCAUAUGAUUGCGCUGGCGGCCCUUUAUCUCACCGUGGUGUUAAACCAUGCUGAUUUUGCUCCAGGAUCAGUGGGAGAUCGUACGGACAUGAGGCAAUGGUUCGCGGAUUUAAACGUCGAUAUCGAAAGCAUUGUGGAAAUUAGCCAGGAGAUCUUGGCUAUCUAUGAAAUUUGGGCGAACUGGAAAGAGGACAAAAUGCUCUUACUUUGGAAAGAUUUUAGAAAUCGGUGAUGGGUGAUGCAAGCUUUAUGACUUGAAGUGGUAGUCCUGCUGGCCAGCUACCUUGAAGACGACAGACAAACGCAACCAUUCACCAGAUGGACAUUCAUAAUCAUGUCGAAAAAAUUGCAUAGCAUAGUUGUGUACGUGCUGGACUUCCAAUGACUCUAGUAAUUGUCCUGAGGAAAUAUCAUUUUUUUCUGCAAACUACUAAAUUUGUGCAAUAAAUUCUUCCAUUUCAAGAUCUACAUUUCAUGGAUCGUUCUCAUUGACAGAUGAAACAAACCGUCAAACCUCAAAUUAAGUAUACAUGGGAC
Molecule: messenger RNA, 1334 nt
Organism: Radiomyces spectabilis
Lineage: Eukaryota; Fungi; Mucoromycota; Mucoromycetes; Mucorales; Radiomycetaceae
Product: cyclin-like protein
Exons: 5
Coding region: 235-1029 (264 amino acids)
Biological process (GO): positive regulation of transcription by RNA polymerase II
Cellular component (GO): mediator complex; nucleus
Molecular function (GO): cyclin-dependent protein serine/threonine kinase regulator activity
Source: RefSeq, a predicted model, not a curated record